AUGCACUCUACUUCUUCUUCUACUCUUUCCCGGCGCCAGAGGCCUAAGAGCAACGACAAUGGCAAGUUUAUAUCGACAGAAGAAGAAGUGAAGCUUGCUGCUCUCGCCAUCAGCCUAAACGUGCGACUCAGAUCAGCUGACAUGCCUUUCACCAUGCAAGAACACGCCCUUCGUUACGCCAAAACUCUCCUCCUCCACCCCUCCCCUCACCGUCCUAACCCCACCCUCCUCGCUCGCUCCCUUAAAAAGGAGUUUGAUUCGGUAUACGGACCAGCGUGGCAUUGUGUGGUGGGAAAGAGUUUCGGAUCGUUUGUGACUCACUCACCCGGUGGGUUUGUUUAUUUUUCACUGGAAUCCCUUUCCUUCCUUCUUUUCAAGACAGAGGUUCAGUUGAUCACGGAAUCGGUACCAACACCUGCUGCCCGCUGA
Nicotiana tabacum (common tobacco) is the source of this 429-nucleotide messenger RNA. Lineage: Eukaryota; Viridiplantae; Streptophyta; Magnoliopsida; Solanales; Solanaceae. The record is from RefSeq and is a predicted model, not a curated record.